Messenger RNA from Klebsormidium nitens, 1097 nucleotides. Lineage: Eukaryota; Viridiplantae; Streptophyta; Klebsormidiophyceae; Klebsormidiales; Klebsormidiaceae. The record is from the annotation of a GenBank genome assembly.
UGCCAUCAUGCCAAUGGUGAAGGUUGUUGGAAAAGCACACCACCUUUGUGCUUUUUGCUCAUUCAUUUUUGCUGUCUCCAGCUUGGUGUCCUCAGGUUCAAGCGGUGAGUCCAAGCGACAUUUACCUAGAAAGACAGGUGAAAAGGAUUGACCUUCGUAGUCCAAGAGGAUGGCUUCUGCAGUUGCCGCAAGCGCCGGCCUCUCUGCUGGCGCGCUCUCGGGGUGCGCUUCCCUGCGGCGAUCAGUUGACGGAGGCCAAAAUGCGAAUCUUGUCCCUCGAAGGGUGGCAAAGUUGCAGUCAGGGGGCCUGAAUGCAUCCACCACGGUCCAAGCUCUCUCUGCAAGGACGUCUUCACAAGUAGCCGCUUUUCAACCCGUAGUGGAGACAAAGUCUGCAGGUGGCAGGGCGCCUCCUCAAGGACCAAGGGCAGCUGGCCAGGCAUACAUCUGUCAAGACUGCGGGUAUAUCUACAAUGAGCGCAAGCCCUUUGAUUCUUUGCCUAGGGAGUACUCUUGCCCAGUAUGCUCUUCUCCCAAGAGGCGCUUUAAGCCCUACACGGCCCCUGUGGCAAGAGACGCAAACAAAUUGGAUGUCCGGAAAGCAAGGAAGGCUGAGAUCAAAGAUGCCGGAAACCCCCUCCCCGCGGUUAUCGGAGGAAUCAUCGUUGUGUUGGCUGGUACAUACUUUUACCUGAACUCCACUCUCUGAGCCAAGAAGGACAAGGUGAAAGGGUGAUCGAGUUUCAGCAGUUUUGGUGUUGCUGGUUAUCAGAGUAGCUUGAAGCAAGGUUUCAAGAGAAAGGUAGACACGGAGGUCCCUCCAAGGUCUUUACAAAGCGAAAUGUUCGUUCCUUCCAAUGGGACAUGAUUGACAGCUGUCAGGUUGAGCACUUGUGACACUGCAUGAGCAGAUCAGGACAGCCAAGGUAAAUCAGAGUGCGAAUGAUGAGCCGCCGAACACGCAACAUCAUUCUGCAUAUGGGCCUCCAUUGAGCCAGCUCGAUUGGAAACAGACCAUAGCAACUCAAUAAUGAUUCCGAUGACUGUAUUGUUGAAGUGGUCGAGGUCAUCAUCCAAUCGCACUUGUGGCACAUGGC